CAGCCGUGGAGAUGCAGCGGGGCACGUGGGCUGGAGACACUUCCUAGAAACGCGCGCGGGCUCAACCCUGCCUGAACUUUCCUGUAAACAGCGCGCUGACAGGCGGCAUCCCCGCUGGGUGGAUCCCGCGCUCCGGGUCCAAGUGGCACUUCUUGCUUUUAAUUAGCGAGAGGAGAGGCGAGGAGGAACUGGCUGCUCGGCAAGUCAGUGCAGGAGGCUGACUUCUGGGAGGCUGGGCGAAGAGCAGGGGGAGGCUGCUGCUCCGCUCCGGCUGUUUUCUCAAUGAAUAGCUGGCGGGGAGACUGAAGCCAGCCACAGCCUCCUCUUAACGCCGGCGGCUGGGUGACGGCGACAGCUCCAGCCGGGACCUGGCUCUCAAGACGCGCUCCUUGAACAGCCCUCUUGCUCCGCGCUUCUAAACCACUAGUCCCGAGGAGGGAAAGGCUUUGCGGAUCCAAAUAUUGCCUGGCAAAUGGCACUGGGGAAUGGUGUUUUCUGAUGACAACCCCUUCUGUUUGUGACAAAGCCUGUCGCCCGCAGUUGGCCCUGGAAGGAAGUCCUAAGUAAAACUCAAUCCUGCCUUAAAGAGGGGCUGCAGGGGCUACGGGAGCGCCAGCACACACUAUGGCACCGGCCGGACACAUCCUCACAUUGCUGCUGUGGGGUCACCUGCUGGAACUCUGGACCCCAUGUCACACCGCGGACCCCGCCUACCCUAGGCUACGCCUGUCACAUAAAGAACUUUUGGACCUGAACAGAACAUCAAUAUUUGAAAGCCCAUUUAGAUUUCUUGAUCUCCAUACAAUGCUGCUGGAUGAGUAUCAAGAGCGGCUCUUUGUGGGCGGCAAGGACCUUGUCUAUUCCCUGAACCUGGAACGAAUCAGCAAUGGCUACAGAGAGAUAUAUUGGCCCAGUCCCACAGCAAAAGUUGAAGAAUGCAUAAUGAAAGGAAAAGACACAAGCGAGUGUGCCAAUUAUGUUCGGGUUUUGCAUCACUACAACAGGACACACCUUCUGACCUGUGCUACGGGUGCCUUUGAUCCACUCUGUGCCUUCAUCAGAGUUGGGUACCAUUCAGAGGAGCCCCUGUUUCACUUGGAGUCACACAGAUCUGAGAGGGGAAGGGGCAGAUGUCCUUUCGACCCCAGCUCCUCCUUCGUCUCUGCUCUAGUUGGAAACGAACUGUUUACUGGACUCUACAGUGACUACUGGACCAGAGACUCUGCGAUCUUCCGCAGUCUAGGGAAGCUUGGCCAUAUUCGCACGGAGCACGAUGACGAGAGGCUGCUGAAAGAACCAAAAUUUGUAGGUUCAUACAUGAUCCCUGAUAAUGAAGACAGAGAUGACAACAAAAUGUACUUCUUUUUUACCGAGAAGGCUUUGGAAGCAGAGAACAGUGCCCACACAAUCUACACCCGAGUGGGAAGGCUGUGCGUGAAUGACGUGGGGGGACAGAGAAUACUGGUGAAUAAGUGGAGUACGUUCCUUAAAGCAAGGCUGGUCUGCUCUGUACCAGGAGCGAACGGAAUCGACACAUAUUUUGAUGAGCUAGAGGAUGUGUUUCUACUGCCUACUAGAGAUCCCAAGAAUCCAGUGAUAUUUGGACUGUUUAACACUACCAGCAAUAUAUUUAGAGGCCAUGCUAUAUGCGUCUAUCACAUGUCAAGUAUCCGAGAAGCCUUUAAUGGUCCAUAUGCACAUAAGGAAGGCCCUGAAUAUCACUGGUCACUCUAUGAAGGAAAAGUACCUUACCCGAGGCCUGGUUCUUGUGCCAGCAAGGUGAAUGGAGGGAAGUAUGGAACCACCAAAGACUAUCCUGACGAUGCCAUUCGAUUUGCAAGAACCCAUCCACUAAUGUACCAGCCCAUAAAGCCUGCUCAUAAAAAACCAAUACUAGUGAAAACGGAUGGAAAAUACAACCUGAAGCAACUAGCAGUGGAUCGCGUGGAAGCCGAGGAUGGCCAGUAUGAUGUUUUAUUCAUUGGGACAGAUACAGGAAUUGUACUGAAAGUAAUCACAAUUUACAACCAAGAAACGGAGUGGAUGGAGGAAGUCAUUUUAGAGGAACUACAGAUAUUCAAGGACCCAGUUCCUAUCAUUUCUAUGGAAAUCUCUUCAAAGAGGCAACAGCUCUACAUCGGAUCGCCCUCUGCAGUGGCGCAGGUCAGAUUCCAUCACUGCGACAUGUACGGUAGUGCUUGUGCUGACUGCUGUCUGGCUCGAGACCCUUACUGUGCCUGGGAUGGCAUAUCCUGCUCCAGGUACUACCCAACAGGUGCACAUGCAAAGAGGCGAUUCCGCAGGCAGGAUGUUCGGCAUGGCAACGCUGCCCAGCAGUGCUUUGGACAACAGUUUGUUGGAGACGCUUUGGACAGGACUGAAGAGAGGUUGGCUUACGGCAUAGAGGCCAACAGUACUCUGUUGGAAUGCACCCCGCGAUCCUUACAGGCAAAAGUCAUCUGGUUUGUUCAGAAAGGACGUGAAGCAAGAAAAGAAGAGGUGAAGACAGAUGACAGAGUGGUGAAGAUGGACCUGGGUUUACUCUUCCUCAGAGUGCGCAAAUCAGAUGCUGGGACCUAUUUUUGCCAGACAGUAGAGCACAGCUUUGUCCACACUGUGCGUAAAAUCACGCUGGAGGUAGUAGAAGAGCAGAAAGUGCAGGGGAUGUUUCAUAAGGACCAGGAGGAGGAAAGACAUCACAAGAUGCCCUGCCCGCCCUUGAGCAGUGUGCCUCCGGGCACAAAAUCCUGGUACAAGGAGUUCUUGCAGCUGAUUGGCUACAGCAACUUCCAGAGAGUAGAAGAAUACUGCGAAAAGGUGUGGUGUACAGACAAGAAGAGGAAAAAGCUUAAAAUGUCUCCCUCCAAGUGGAAGUACGCCAACCCCCAGGAAAAGAGGCUCCGCUCCAAGCCCGAGCAUUUCCGCCUGCCGCGGCACACAUUGGACUCCUGAGGGCGCCCUCUGCUGGCUGCCGCGGGACCAAGCGUGGGAAUUUUUAAAGAAAAGAGAGGCAGCAUGCAAAAUCCUUCCAGUGUUUCACAGAGCUUUCUGUAGUGCAGAGAGGGGGAAGGUGUUUUAAGUUAUUCUGCAUUCUCAUCUUACUGUACAAACCGCUCACAGUACGAGUACUCAUACGCGUGUAUUGCUCAAAAGGCUUCACUUUGUAUUUAUCAACACAUGACCGUGGCUGCAAUUUUGAGUUUGAGCUGCUUUUCAGGGAGAUUAUUUCACCAUUGGAAUAUUUAAUAUAAUUAUAAUAAUAAAGGAAACGUUAUAGAUUUUCAUAAUCAUGAAAAAUGUAAAACUGAAACUACUUUAGUCUUUCUGGAGUUUUCCUUGCAACCAUAUAGUAAAAUGCACAGAAUAUCAGAUACUUCAGGAUUUUCUAGUGAACUUUCUGUUCUGCUUCUGAUUUUUUUUAAGCCAUGAGUUUUAAGUAGUUGUGUUGUGAUUGCUAUAAACCAACUGUAAAAGCAACAUGCUACGUGCCAUUCUGAGGCCUGUUCCUUCCAUGAGACAUUCAUUAAACUGUAUUAAAUAUUUCUAUUUUAUAAACAAGGCAAAUCGUUUAAAUUUCAUUGCAGUGUGGAAAGGAAGAAAUCCUCUCAGAAAGAUAUUUUCAAAUAGUGUGAACGAAUUUUAAUCAAAAGGUUCAGGUUGCCCUCUUGUGGUAGAAGAAUACAUAGUUGCUUAUAGAGCUUUUCCCACAAUUACCCAGCAAAGAUUUGAAAAAUUGUAUGAGCAGAUACACCUAGUUCAUUUUCAGAAAACACAAAAAGAAAAACUCUGAUGCUUACAUCAUGAUUUAACAUGAAAAUGUUAUGCUUGUAGAUAACUCAUGACUUCACAAUACAGUGAAGAUUUUAGCCUCAUUUGAUCGUUUAAAAUGUAAAAGGCAAGCUUGUUGUUAGCCCCUCCCCGAGACCUGAAAUUAUCUGGAAGUGUGCUUUUCUGUACAGAAGUCAUCAAAGUGUUUUCCUCUCGUUUUCUAUGACCAAAAAUUGUUUAUUGGGCUCAUCUGACUACUGAAAUAUUCAUUGUCUUUGUCUUAUAAAUACUACCAAGAUUUA
Molecule: messenger RNA, 4070 nt
Organism: Phodopus roborovskii (desert hamster)
Lineage: Eukaryota; Metazoa; Chordata; Mammalia; Rodentia; Cricetidae
Gene: Sema3e
Product: semaphorin 3E
Exons: 17
Coding region: 625-2952 (775 amino acids)
Biological process (GO): negative chemotaxis; semaphorin-plexin signaling pathway; negative regulation of axon extension involved in axon guidance
Molecular function (GO): chemorepellent activity; semaphorin receptor binding
Source: RefSeq, a predicted model, not a curated record